Molecule: messenger RNA, 2688 nt
Organism: Penicillium argentinense
Lineage: Eukaryota; Fungi; Ascomycota; Eurotiomycetes; Eurotiales; Aspergillaceae
Product: MCM DNA helicase complex subunit MCM2
Exons: 5
Coding region: 1-2688 (895 amino acids)
Biological process (GO): double-strand break repair via break-induced replication; DNA replication; mitotic DNA replication initiation
Cellular component (GO): MCM complex; nucleus
Molecular function (GO): single-stranded DNA helicase activity; single-stranded DNA binding; 3'-5' DNA helicase activity
Source: RefSeq, a predicted model, not a curated record
AUGGACCCCCUCCGUCCUAGCGACUCGGCCGCAAACCGCGGACCGAGAUCGAACACUCGCAAGCGCGAGAGAGAAGAAGAAAUAUCGUCGCCCGCACCCUUGCCGCCUUCCAGUCCGACCGCACUUGGCUCGUCUCCUCCCCCAAUGCCCUUCGACGAAGAUGGGGAUGACGACGAAGAGGCCGAACUCAUCCCCGACAUUGACGACGUAGAUGAAUUGGCUGAAGAUGAAGAUGGAAUUGAUCUUUUCGGCGACAACUUCGAACGGGAUUAUCGUGACGGAGAGGAAGAUCAAUACGCCAAUGAGGGGUAUAUCGAUGAUGACGGGGACCAUGAAGAAAUCGACGCAGCUACUCGUCGCCAGCUAGAUGCUCGGUUGAACAAAAGAGAUCAAGAGCUUGCUCGCCGACGUCGCAUGCCAGCGGCUUUCUUGCAAGACGAUGAUGACCUUGAUAUGGAUCUAUCGCGUCAGCCCCGCCGCCGCCGACACCAUUAUGAUGAGGAGCGAGAAGACAUUGAUAUGGCUGAUGAAGGCAUGGAGGAGUUGUCCCUGGAGGAAUUGGCUGAUGUCAAGGCCGCCAACAUUACCGACUGGGUUACCCAGCCCCAGGUUCUCCGCUCCAUCUACCGCGAGUUCAAGGCUUUCCUGACAGAGUUUAUUGACCCUAGCGGCCAAUCGGUCUACGGUAACCGAAUCAAGACACUUGGUGAGAUUAACUCUGCUUCCCUGGAAGUGUCCUAUGCCCACCUGAGUGAGACCAAGGCCGCUCUGUCAUACUUCCUCGCCAACGAGCCCACCGAGGUCCUGAAGGUCUUUGAUCAGGUUGCGCUUGACGUGACCCUCUUCCAUUACCCUCAAUACCAUGAUAUUCACAACGAGAUCCACGUCCGCAUCACCGACGUGCCUAUCAUCUACACACUUCGUCAACUGCGUCAAUCGCACCUCAACUGCCUGGUCCGGGUCAGUGGUGUGGUCACUCGCCGCACCGGUGUGUUCCCCCAGCUGAAAUAUGUCAUGUUUCUUUGUCAGAAGUGUGGUAUUACUCUGGGCCCCUUCCAGCAAGAAGCUAGUGCGGAAGUCAAGAUUUCGUUCUGUCAGAACUGUCAGUCUCGCGGUCCGUUUACCGUGAACUCCGAAAAGACUGUGUACCGCAACUACCAAAAGUUGACUCUUCAAGAGUCUCCUGGGUCUGUUCCUGCCGGUCGUCUGCCUCGCCAGCGCGAGGUUGUCCUUCUGGCCGAUCUGAUCGAUACCGCGAAGCCUGGUGACGAGAUUGAGAUUACUGGUAUCUACCGCAACAGCUAUGACGCACAACUGAACAACAAGAACGGAUUCCCUGUAUUCGCAACCAUUAUCGAGGCCAACCAUGUCGUGAAGUCGCAUGACCAACUUGCUGGUUUCAAUAUGACUGAAGAGGACGAGCGUGAGAUCCGUGCCCUUUCUCGCGACCCUGAUAUUGUGGACAAGAUUGUCCGCUCCAUUGCUCCCAGUAUCUACGGCCACACUGAUGUCAAGACAGCUGUGGCGCUUUCUCUCUUUGGCGGUGUCAGCAAGCAAGCGCAAGGCAAAAUGUCCAUUCGUGGCGAUAUCAACGUCUUGCUUCUUGGUGACCCCGGUACUGCCAAAUCGCAGGUCCUCAAAUAUGUCGAGAAGACUGCUCAUCGAGCUGUCUUUGCCACUGGCCAGGGUGCCAGUGCUGUUGGUUUGACUGCCAGUGUUCGCCGAGACCCUUUGACUAGCGAAUGGACUCUGGAGGGUGGUGCCUUGGUGCUGGCUGACCGUGGCACCUGUUUGAUCGAUGAGUUUGAUAAGAUGAAUGAUCAGGAUCGGACGUCUAUUCACGAGGCCAUGGAACAGCAGACUAUCUCUAUUUCAAAGGCUGGUAUUGUGACUACCCUGCAAGCCCGCUGCUCUGUUGUCGCCGCUGCCAAUCCCAACGGUGGUCGCUACAACAGCACCAGGCCUUUCGCACAGAACGUCGACUUGACUGAGCCUAUUCUGUCACGUUUCGAUAUCUUAUGUGUGGUGCGUGAUCUGGUUGAGCCCAGUGAGGACGAGCGCCUGGCCAACUUUGUCAUCGAAUCCCACCACCGUGCCAACCCGGCCCGCCCACUGCGCAAUGAUGCCGGUGAACUCGUCGACGCCGACAACAACCGCAUCGACGCCGAGGGCUAUCGUAUCGACAAGGAGGGCCGCCGUCUGCCUCUCAGCCAGGAUGAAACCGCCAAGCGAGCUGCAGAACAAAAGCGCUCCGAGGAAGAGAAAGAGGGCGAGAUUCCUCAAGAGCUGCUGCGCAAGUAUAUUCUUUAUGCCCGUGAGCGGUGCCACCCCAAGUUGUAUCAAAUCGACCAGGAUAAGAUUGCUCGCCUCUUCGCAGACAUGCGUCGCGAGUCUUUGGCAACUGGUGCCUAUCCCAUUACCGUCCGUCAUCUCGAAGCUAUCAUGCGUAUCGCGGAAGCUUUCUGCAAGAUGCGUCUGUCGGAGUACUGUUCCUCCCAGGACAUUGACCGUGCCAUCGCGGUCACUGUAGACUCAUUCGUCGGCAGCCAGAAGGUCAGCUGCAAGAAGGCCCUGUCUCGCGCCUUUGCCAAAUACACACUAGCCAGACCCAAGGCGCAAUCGAAGCGCCGCGCUGGUAUCCCUGUGUCCAAUCCCCAUACGGCCCGGGGUGCAUCCGCCGCGCACUAG